Messenger RNA from Corylus avellana, 3489 nucleotides. Its product is annotated as ARM repeat superfamily protein. The record is from RefSeq and is a predicted model, not a curated record. NCBI's taxonomy places the organism in Eukaryota, Viridiplantae, Streptophyta, Magnoliopsida, Fagales, Betulaceae.
GAGAGAGAGAGCAAGAGGAAAAACGCCGAGGGGAUAUUCCAAGCCUCUCCCCCUAUUGGCAAUUUCCUGAGGCAAGCCCAGAUCGCGGUCUCGGGCCUUGGUUGUGCCUGAAAGUUGAAUUUCCAUAACUUGAAUUUGUGGGGGUUUGUGUUUCCUCAGAAAAUGGGGGUUAUGUCGAGGCGGGUUGUGCCUGCCUGCGGUAACCUCUGUUUCUUCUGUCCUUCGAUGCGAGCAAGGUCAAGACAGCCCGUGAAACGGUACAAGAAGUUGCUCUCUGAUAUAUUAAAGGAUGCUGAACCAAACGAGAGGAAAAUUGGGAAACUUUGUGAAUAUGCUUCAAAGAACCCGUUGCGAAUCCCCAAGAUUACCAAUCAGCUAGAGCAGAGAUGUUACAAGGAUUUGCGGAAUGAGAACUUUGGAUCAUUGAAAGUUGUGUUGCGCAUUUAUGGGAAAUUGCUAUCGUCGUGUAAGGAGCAGAUGCCACUAUUUGCUAGUAGUUUAUUAGGGAUUGUUCGGAUUCUUUUAGAACAAACUCGGCAAGACGAAAUGCAGAUUUCAGGCUGCAGUAUUCUUGUCGACUUUAUAAAUAGACAGAUUGAUAGUACGUACAUGUUCAACUUAGAGGGCCUCAUUCCCAAACUUUGUAAUUUGGCUCAAGAAGUUGGAGACAAUGAAAGAGCUCUACGUUUGCGUUCAGCAGGACUACAAGCUUUGGCUUUUAUGGUGUGGUUCAUGGGUGAGCACUCCCAUAUCUCAAUGGACUUCGACAAUAUUAUAUCAGUCACCUUGGAUAACUACAUGGAUCUCCAAAUUAACUCCAAGAAUGCAAAGAAAGAUGGACUAUAUUCUGAGUCUCAGGACCCGUGGGUUCAAGAAGAACAUGGUUCAUAUUUCCCCAAUAUCAGUAAGAUGGUUUCUUCGGUGCCGAAUAUCAUGACUAAUCCUCAUUUGGACUCCACAAAGGAUAAUUCCAAAAGUCCUGCUUACUGGUCAAGGGUUUGCUUGCAUAAUAUGGCCAGAUUGGCGAAGGAAGCCACAACAGUGCGUCGUGUACUUGAACCCCUUUUCCAUAGUUUUGAUGUUGAUAACCAUUGGUCCCCAGAAAAAGGAGUUGCCUUUUCUGUUUUGACGUAUUUCCAGUCACUUUUGGAGGAAUCAGGAGAUAACUCCCAUCUCUUAUUGUCUAUCCUGGUCAAGCAUUUGGAUCAUAAGAACGUUGUCAAACAACCUCUCGUACAGAUAAACAUUGUUAAUGUCACCACACAACUUGCAAAAAAUGCAAAGCAGCAGGCCUCAGUCGCAAUCAUUGGUGCAAUAUCUGACCUGAUCAAACACUUACGGAAGUGCCUGCAAAAUUUAUCAGAAGCAUCCAGCCCUAGAGGUGCUACAGAUAAAUGGAACACUGAUCUUCAUUUGGCUCUAGCAGAAUGCCUUUCACAGCUGUCAAUUAAGGUUGGAGACGCGGGACCCAUUCUUGAUAUGAUGGCUGUGGUGCUUGAGAAUAUCCCAGCAACUACUCUUGUGGCUAGAACAACAAUCUCUGCUGUACUGCAAACUGCGAAGAUUAUCUCUUCCAUACCUAAUGUCUCGUAUCAGAAGAAGGCUUUCCCUGAAGCUCUGUUUCAUCAAUUGCUCCUAGCAAUGUCCCAUCCAGACCCUCAAACACGAGUUGGGGCACACAGUGUUUUCUCCAUGGUGCUGAUGCCAUCCCUUCUUUGCCCUUGUUUAGACCAGAAUCUCGAAACUUCUCAAGCUGUUUCUAGGUUUUCAUCAAUUGGUACAACACAGACGGUAAGGAGUGGAAGUUUUUCCAUUCAGGAUGAAGGUAAAGAUGCCACAGAACCCCCAAAUGUUGGACUGAGGGAUGAAGUAAUUCAAAUAUCGGAUGUGGGUUUUAAACAGUCUGGAAUUGAUCCACCAUGUGAUCAGUCCUACAACUUCAAGUAUGCUUUGACUGAUGGAAAAACAGAGCUAACUUGCCUUCGGUUGAGCAGUCACCAAAUCAGUCUUUUGCUUUCAUCAAUUUGGGUUCAGGCAACAUCUGCAGAAAACACCCCUGCAAAUUUUGUGGCAAUGGCCCAUGCUUAUAACAUUGCUUUGCUUUUUACCCGAUCCAAGACCUCCAGUCACCCAGCUCUAGUAAGAUGUUUCCAGCUGGCAUUCUCCCUUAGAAGCAUCUCUCUGGAUCAAGAAGGAGGUUUACAACCAUCUCGCAGAAGGUCUCUCUUUACCUUAGCAUCAUCAAUGCUUAUAUUUUCAGCCAGAGCAGGCAGUCUCGUGGAGCUAAUUCCUCUUGUUAAAGAAUCUUUGACAGAUAAAACAGUUGAUCCUUACCUUGAGUUGGUCGACAAUAUCCGACUACAGGCUGUCUCUAUAGAAUCUGAUAAGGAGAUGUUAUACGGGUCACAGGAAGAUGAAGUUGCUGCAUUGAAAUCUCUCUCAGCAAUAGAAUUAGAUGACCAACAGUUGAAAGAAACCGUUAUAUCGCACUUCAUGUCUAAAUCUGCAAAAUUGUCAGAGGAUGAGUUGUCAAGCAUAAAGAAGCAGCUCUCAGAGGGAUUUUCUCCUGAUGAUGCAUAUCCCUUAGGACCUCCAUUAUUUAUGGAGACACCACGGCCAUCUUCUCCUCUUGCCCAGAUGGAGUUUCCAGAUUUUGAUGAGGUCACUGGAGCCUUGACAGAUGAGGAAGCCUUCCCCGAACCAAGUGGAAGUCAGUCGGGUCGCAGAACAUCGCUUUCCAUCAAUUCCCUUGACAUUAUAAGUGUUAAUCAGCUUUUAGAAUCAGUCCUGGAGACAGCUCGACAAGUUGCCAGCGUCCCAGUUUCCUCAACGCCCAUACCUUAUGACCAAAUGAAGAGCCAGUGUGAAGCCCUUGUAACGGGAAAACAGCGGAAGAUGUCAGUGCUUCAUAGUUUCAAGAAUCAAAAUGAGUCCAAGGCAAUAGUUAUCUGCGAUGAAAAUGAAAAGAAAUGCAACGUUUUACCAGCUAAGACUUUGGAGUUGUCAAACGGGGAUAUGAAGUUGAUAAAUCAGGAGCCAAUUCAAGGGCAUGAUCAGCUUCUCCUCUGUUCACUUGAGUAUCAACAACAUUCUUUCAGAUUACCUCCUUCAAGCCCCUAUGACAAAUUCUUGAAAGCAGCAGGAUGCUAAUAGAAUCAGCUGCAUAUAUAAUAUAUAUAUAUAUACAUUACUUUCUCUAGUUCUUUUUUUUUCUUUUUCUCUCUACCAAGCAGUUGGCUAUUUUUUCAUUCUUUAGCAUUAAUUAUAAACCAAUUUCGAGUUUUCUUAGAUGCCUUGUACCAUUCAUGGGAGAAUGAUAUGAUGAAAUGAGGAGGACAAAGAGUGUGGUGAAGAAAAUAGAUUGUCUUUUGCAUAAAAUCAUAUUUGGAUAUUUGGCCAGAGUUGUUAAUAUAUGAAUAGAGAUAUUAUACAUUGUAAAUUAUAUGUGAGACCUUUUAAAAGUACAUUAUAAAGGUAUUCUUCUUGUUA